This is a messenger RNA of Octopus sinensis (East Asian common octopus), 7318 nucleotides long. Its product is annotated as serine/threonine-protein kinase WNK1. Gene Ontology annotation, molecular function: chloride channel inhibitor activity; potassium channel inhibitor activity; ATP binding. Gene Ontology annotation, biological process: positive regulation of potassium ion import across plasma membrane; monoatomic ion homeostasis; positive regulation of sodium ion transmembrane transporter activity. The transcript has 17 exons. Gene Ontology annotation, cellular component: cytoplasm. The record is from RefSeq and is a predicted model, not a curated record. Bases 1246 to 7086 code for a protein of 1946 amino acids. NCBI's taxonomy places the organism in Eukaryota, Metazoa, Mollusca, Cephalopoda, Octopoda, Octopodidae.
AAAACGGCUGAUUCUAAAAAUAGAUGUAAAAGCUUACUAACUUCCCCCCAUUCCCCGUCACUAUUUCUAGCGAGCGUCGUCUUGUACGAGUCGAGCUGACGGACUAAUUCCAAUGUCUGGCCGCCAUACUGCUGUGUAGAGGAAGAUAUUUCACUAUCGAAGUUGUUUGUUUCUCUCUCUUCAUUAUGGUUGUUCAUUUUUGUGCAUUUCGAUUUUAUAUAAAUCGUGAAUACAUUCUUUGACGGACAGCACUAUGCAUUUAUCUGUUUGCUUUGUGGUAGUGCAGAAAUAUUAUUCUGGCGUUUUGGAGACGACUGCUACAACAACUCCUGCUGGACGUCAUAUUACUAUUUGGACGGAUCUGUGAAAAAAUAUCUUUUGUUUUUGUUUGUAAUUACUUGUGUUCUUUACAGCGAAAGGAAACUCAUAACUGAUUGGGAAAGUAUCUGGAAAACAAUUCCGUUUUUUUUUUAUAACUUCUUUUCAUUUAAAGAGACACAAAAAAAAAAAAGGUCGUGAGAGAAAAAGAGAAAAAAAAUCAUUUCCACUCAGUGAAAAAAGUGCUAUGCAUAACGGAUUUUUGUCGGAUCCAUUUCUGAGCGAGAAGGAUGUGGCUUUAUUUUGAAUAUUCCUACAAUGUUUGCUGCUGCUGUCGUUAUUACAAUCACAGCAAUAAUUCCAUUGGAAAAAAGGGAAAAGCUGGGAGCAUUGCAAUUUCUUUGAAGGACUCUUCUCGCACGAACUGUGGCUAACCUUAGCUUUUAUUGUUCUUAGUUCUUUUUUUUUUUUGUCUGUCUGUCUGUGUAUGUAUGUGUGUGUGAUUGUUGUUGUUGUGCAAGGGAAAAGUGUGAAUUUUUGCUGAUUUUUUUUCUAGUCUGAAAAAAAGAUAAAAAAAAAAUUACACAAAAAAAAACAAAAAACCAUUCGUAAUCUACAUCUUUUUACACACUGGUGAUAAACAUGUGUAUUGAAGAAAGAUGUUUGAUUACUACUGUGCCUCUGUUCUCAAUACUGUAAGCAAUUGGCCUUUACUAAUGGAAAUACAUGUUUUCUUUGAGAUUCAUUAAGGUUAAAGCUAAUUCUUAAGGGCUUUCUUUUUGUUCUCUCUCUAUUCCUUCUCUCUCUUCUCUCUCUCUCUCUCUCUCUCUCUCUCUGUUCUUUCUCUAAUUAUACGGCUAUAUAUCUCCAUUAGCAAUAUAGUUAUAUAUUUAUACAUAUAUUAGUCUUCCCUGUUUAGUUGUAAACAUGCAUAAAAGUAAAGCCGCUGUCAACGGCGAAAUUCGAGAGUCAAUUAGCCCCACAGAUAGGACUGUAAAACAAUCAACACAUCCAAGGACACCAUCUAAAUUUAGUCGAAGGACAACUGAAAUGGGCCCUAAAUUUUCCCACCGGAAGUUAUCCGAAAGAGUUAGUAGACACCCAGCCGAUCAAAACAUCCAUAACAACACAGGCGGUAGCACGUCGACACGUUUCAAAGUUGGCUUCAGGGAUAAGAAACAAGAUAGUGCUAAGAGUGAAAGUAGACCUGUAUCGAAAAAGACUCUAUUUUGGAAACGUUUAUCUCACCCUCUAGAACGGGAAGUUAGAGACCUGAGCGGAAACAGGGAUAGAUCUAGGAGUCUGCCAGACUGUACGUUAGACUCCGAACCUCCUCUCAACGGCAAAGAGAAGGCUGUUGAUAAACCUAAAAUUAGAACUAGUAGCUUAAUAGAUUUUAGACAUUCUAAGAGUGUAAGUAGUGCUGAUGAAAACAAAAGCGAAAAGGCUGAAGUGAAAAAAGUUGAAGUGGUUAGUAGUGGUGAACAAUUGGCCGUACGUAAGCCAUCGGGUCUGAUGAAAUCCAAAAAAUGUUCAUUGACCUUUGAAGAUGUGGAUAAGAAGCCAGUCGUCCAAAACUCUGAGAGUAGUAGUAGAUACGCUCCCUACCUAACUGAAAUGUCUCUAGAUAGUGGAUUCGCAUCGGAGAAAGGUAAGAGCAAAGAACAGUCUAUAAGUGACGUGGGUAUCGAUGACGAGAGAAAAGAACUGGAUAGUGAAAAAAUCGCAGCUGAACUUCGAAAAGAAGACGAAUCUGAAAAUCUCAAGAAGGAGAAAGAAAUUGAAGACCGAGCCGUCUCGACAUCCAUAUGCGGGAGAUUCCUUAAAUUUGAUGUUGAAAUAGGGCGUGGAUCUUUUGAUAAAAAAUGGAAUAAAAGUGAAAAACAACGUUUCCGAGAAGAAGCAGAAAUGUUAAAAGACCUACAACAUCCAAAUAUUGUACGGUUUUAUGAUUCAUGGGAAGAAACCAAUACCCGAGGUCGAAAAAUAAUUAUUCUAGUAACUGAACUGAUGACUUCUGGGACACUGAAAACAUACAUCAAAAGGUUUAAAAAAAUAAACAUCAAAGUAUUAAAGAACUGGUGUCGACAAAUUCUUAAAGGACUUCUGUUUCUUCAUACUAGAACACCUCCUGUGAUUCACCGUGAUCUUAAAUGUGAUAACAUAUUCAUAACAGGAACAACUGGAUCUGUGAAAAUAGGAGAUUUAGGAUUAGCCACAUUGAAAAAUAAGUCCUUUGCUAAGAGUGUUAUAGGUACACCUGAGUUCAUGGCGCCCGAGAUGUAUGAAGAGCACUAUGACGAAUCCGUGGAUGUGUACGCGUUUGGAAUGUGCAUGCUAGAGAUGGCCACGUCAGAAUACCCUUACAAAGAAUGUUCGAAUGCUGCGCAGAUCUACAAGAGAGUCACCAGUGGGAUUAGACCAGAGGCUAUAGAAAAGGUAGAAAAUGAAGAGAUCAAGGAAAUUAUUGAACGUUCAAUACAAACAAAAAAAGAUGAUAGAUAUAUGGUAAAAGAAUUAUUGCAGCUGAACUUCUUCUUAGAAGACACUGGUUUGAAAGUAGAGCUGGUUUCAUGGCAUGAUGAAAAUGAUGUGGACAAAAGCCAAAUUAUUCAACUCCGCUUAAGAGUGGUGGACCCCAAGAAGCGAAAAGAUAAACAUAAAGAAAAUGAAGCUAUCCAGUUUGGCUUUGAUUUAAAGAAAGAUAGUCCUGAAGAUGUAGCAAGAGAAAUGGUGAAAUCAGGAUUUUUACAAGAGGAAGAAAUUAGAAUAGUAGGUAAACAAAUUCGAGAACGAAUUUCUCAAGCUCGGCGUGAUAAUGAACGCAAGGCUGCUGAAGCCCAACAGAAGGCAUCAGAUGUUCCAAGCGGCCAAGAUGGACAACCAUCAACUUCUACAUCCCAAACUCCAAAUGUUCAGACCUCUCAAACACAAUUACCUCUACAACCACAACAGAUGGCCACACCUCAUCAGUCACAGGGUCUGCCAACAUCGCAACCACCGUCUACUUCACAACAACCUCAGCAACCUACUGCUGCUACAACAACAACAGCUACUUCUACUACUACGUGUACUACUACUACCACCACUACCACCGCCACUACUACUACUGGGACCACAGAGGGACAUCAAGGUAACUUAGGCUCCCAGGCAGAACAUCCCACGGCUGUGAAUGAAUCUUCACAUCAGCUUACUGAACCUAUUGGACUAGCUCCUUCUCAUAAGACAGGACUUCCUUCUGGUCAUGUGCAAUUACCAUCAGUUACAUCAUUCAAUCCAUACCACAUUCAAGCUGCUACACAAUUCCAGCAGUUGGUUCAGGCAUCAAUGUAUCAGAGCUCGGCACAUAGGAGGUCACAUGUAAAAAGGUCCGGUGAAGCCAGGCGUUCGGACUCACACAGAAGUCCACGUAUUAGCAGGUUACAGGCCAAGGCUGCUAAUUUAUCUGGAUUAGAUAUAAUUGCUGCUCAACAAUAUCAGCAACAAAUGCUCCAGCAAAUAGUUGCUGGUAGUUAUUCUGCUCCUGAGCCUCCAUUAGCAUACCCAACCUCAUCUGGUAUCCUUGAUGAAUUUGGGCGUGAAAGUGAAAGUGAUGGUUCUGCAGCACCUGCGAUGGAAAAAUCUAGAAGAAAAUCUCGUGUAAAACGUCGAGAGAAAAAGGGUUUAAAACUCACUAUUCUUGGAGUAGACCUAGCUGGACAAGAAGUUGAAUGUAAAUUAGAUAUUGCCAAUAAAAAUACAGUUACAUACAAGUUUACUCUUGAAAAUGAUAAACCUGAAGAAAUUGCUGAUAAUUUGGUCGCUGAAGAUCUUUUGCCUGAAGCUCAAGUGAACAGCUUUAUUGAACUGAUGGAAGGAGCAAUCAAAGAAGUGAAGAAUGACCCUAUGAAUGCUGUUACUUUUUGUAUCAGUGCUGCUAAUACUCCAACUUCAAGUCCAUGUGUUUCAAGAAAAUCUAGGCAUUCUGCUGAAAUGGAUUCUUCAAAGAAACUUCACUUUGACCAAUCUGAUGAGCAGAAGAGUUCGGAUGGAGGAGAUAAAGAACCAAAGAAGUCUCAUUCACAUGAUCAGCAAGAAUCUAUCGUUGAAACCAAAAAGAAGAGGUUUGUUGUAAGUAAAGUUCCUGAAUUCCAUCCAUUAGAGAAAAGACCAACAGAAGAUGAUGAUGAUGGUAAAUCAACAACCGGAAAUGCCUCUAUUGAAAAUCAAGAGACUGAAUAUCCUGAGGUAUCUGGACCUGCAAAGACUAUGGUAUCUGAAUCUGACGCCUAUCAAGAAUUUGAAAGGCUGUCAAGGUCCCAUUCCUUACCUUCUAAUGUACCUAUGGAUUUAAAUGAUCUGCAAGAAAAACUUUCGCAACUGACUGCUUCCCAAAAAGCUAGUAAUGGUACAUUGUCUACUUCUGGUGCAACACCAAAUUCUAUGGCUACUGAGGGACACUUGAAUAUCUUCUUACAAAACACACCAAUGACCACUACACCAAUGUCUGAUGUAAGCAGCCUCUCAGGGUUGGAUAAUGUUCAAAGCAAGCAAGAUCAAUUAACACCUGAUCAACAACAUCAACAGUUACUGGGUAUGCUUACAUCACAGCAACAACAACAUGCUCAAAACUCUCUGCAGUCAAAUUCUCUUCUGACUACGAAAACUCUUCCACAACAGGUCCAUCAACAAAUGUUAUCUAACCUACAGUCUCAAGAUCAAAAUCCAGUUUCUCACAUUCCCCAGACACCAGCAACUUCUGGAAGUUAUACUGCUGUUGAUUCGAAUCUCCAGUACACAACACAUACACAGUUACCACAGUCUGCAUAUCCACAACACAUUCCUCCCAAUCAGCAACAGUUUCUAUUGCAACAACAACAGCAGCAACAAUUGCUUCAGUAUCAGUACCAGAGCCUUAUUCUUCCUUGCCUCUAUGCUGCUGAUCCUUUUAUGCAUUUACGUAUGCAGUUGUAUCAGGUCUAUAAAACAAUGGAGCAAGUACAGUUACAACAAGGCAAUUUAUUACCACAUUUAUUUCCACCAAUGUAUCCAUUCCCUCAAACAAAUUUCUCCAAUGUGCCACCUUCUGAAAUGUCUUCAAGUGUCACUCAGCCAUCACCUCCUCAGUCUCCCUCUCAGAUUCACUCAGAAGGAGAAUCAGCCCAAUACCAUAAACAUAGUCAUAUGUCAGAACAAGAACAAUAUGAAACUCCCACUGAUCUUGCCAACCUUGAACAGGCUCUGAUUGAAAAAUUGCACAUACAUAAAAAAGAUCCAAAUCUGUUAGGCUCAUAUCAGGCAACAUCUUCAACAUCUUCCAUGACUACUGGAACUGGUGGCUCUGAAUAUGACUAUCAGCAAUCUUUGUCUGUUGAAUAUAAAGAUGAUGCAGUUGACCCUGUAGCAUCAGAAGUGGGCUUUAAUGAAGAUACUGUUUCUACAGAAGAUACUCUAAUUCCAGAAUCAGACUCACUCACACCUCAACCAGCAAGUGAUCCUCAGCAUCAAAUUAAUGGGAUGAAUGAAGAAAAUAUUGCUUAUAGAAGAUCUAGGUUUGUAGUCAGUACUGUGAAGGAAGAGCCAGUGAUAACACCAAAUGCUUCAGAAGACAGCAGUCCUGCUCUGAUGGAAUCACCCCAAGCACUUCUAGAUGAAACUAAAGAUGAUGUGAUUUCUGGUCCUCAACGAUUCCAUACUGCUAGGAAAGGCCGAUUUCAUGUUACAACAAUGCAAGAAAGCCAACCAUCUGCUGCUUCUAGCUUUACUAACACUCCUACUUCUCAAUUACCUGAUGUAAAAGGUUUAAGGGUCUGUACUUCUGCUGCUCAACUGCCUGAGGAUGUUUACCAUUCAGAAGACCAGAGGUGGCCUUUACCAUUUGAAAAUGAUGAAGAAUAUCGAGAAUUAAUGAUAAGGCAAAAAACAGAAUUAGCUGAAAUGCAAUUAAGGCAUAAAAAUGAGAUUGAACUUUUCCUACGUAAACAUGGAAUCCAUGUUGAAGAUUUUAUUAAACAUGUGAAUAAUGGACCAAUGUUGAGCCCAAUUCCAGUUACUUUGCAAUCUGUCCCAGGCUCUUUAGUAUCACCUUUACCAGUUGGAAGUAGUAGUAUUCCUCAAAUGGCUGUGAAUGUACCAAAGAGUGAGGAGCUGUUUUCAGCUGGUAUCUUGAAAUGUAUGGAAAACUUUACAAAACAAUCUAGGAAUCUUUCACCUGAUGUGCAAGGACCUUAUAGGUCCAUCUCACCAUAUUCUACUUUCAGGUCCCCUGUUCAAUCACAUUCUGAUAUGGAUCCCACCCCUUCUCAGUGGGAAGCAUCCUCAAAGGGACAGCAGUCUUUACAUCAUAAAGGUGAUGUAAGUUCUAAAUCUUCACAAGGAGACUAUUUUUCUGAAUUGCCAUCAGAACAUAUGGGAUCUGGUCCUCCAGUCCAUCAUUCAACUUCUGGGCACAGGGUUUCUGACUAUCAGCAACAGAGAGAUCAGAGUCACUCUUAUCAAAUGACUGAUGAACAAAACCAGGCACAGUAUGGCCAGCCAGUAUUAAAUAGAGUUCCAUUUCUCCGCCAGCCAUCAUUGUUACAGGGUUGGCAGUAUCCAACAACAAAUCUUGUCUCACAAGGAGCCACAGCUCCUACUAAAACUAGUUAUUCAGAACCAAUGUCAAAGAAAGACAUGUUGCAAUCUUCUAAAGAGCACCACCCCAAAACUCACCCUUCUCAGACAGAGGCUUUUGAAACAGUAAUUAGUAAGUCAACAGACCCAAAGACUGACAAUCCAAGUAAUAUGUGAUGCUACCACCACGUCUUUCUAUUUUCUUCUUGAAUAAUUGUAAAUAAAAUUUACUAAGAUUACCAUGUGAUAUUUACAGCGAGAACUAUAAAAAAAAAUUCUGAAUUCCAUUUUCACAUAGCUCUGUUUAACAAUUUUCUGAAUUCUUUCAGAAGAAAAAAAAAUGUUUGCUUUGUGCAGUAUUUUCUUUUGCAUUUCUCAAACUACUUAAAAAUGAAAAGGUAAAAUUGUC